Messenger RNA from Biomphalaria glabrata, 1169 nucleotides. RefSeq names its product histone H1-delta-like. Gene Ontology annotation, biological process: chromosome condensation; negative regulation of DNA recombination; nucleosome assembly. Lineage: Eukaryota; Metazoa; Mollusca; Gastropoda; Planorbidae. The record is from RefSeq and is a predicted model, not a curated record. Gene Ontology annotation, cellular component: nucleus; nucleosome. Gene Ontology annotation, molecular function: double-stranded DNA binding; structural constituent of chromatin; nucleosomal DNA binding. The coding region runs from base 86 to 832 and encodes 248 amino acids. The transcript has a single exon.
CAUAUGGUACAAAAGUGAAUGAUUUCGCGUCCGCUUCGGUUAACUUUGGUUGGCUGCGAUAGGCUGUGACGUAGUGCUCUCCGAUAUGUUCGCGCACGGGUAUAUAAACCGGGGGCCUCGCUUCUCGCUGACAUUCUGUUGUUUCGCUUGCACUCGUACACACGCUCUCCCAGUCUCGUUCUCUUCAUCACUCGUCAAUAUGGCCGAUAAUGAUACCGCCGCUGCUCCUGCACCCGCUCCAGUCAAGACUCCUAAGAAGAAAGCCGCUGCCAAGCCUAAGGCCCCAGCAGCACAUCCUCAAUACAAGGCUAUGAUUCAAGCCGCCAUUGUAGCGCUGAAAGAACGCGGAGGAUCUUCACGCCAGGCCAUUUUAAAAUACAUUGCUGCCAACUACAAAGUCGGUGACAACCCAACUGCCAUUAACGCUCGUCUGAAGGCCGCUCUUAAAGCUGGUGUAAAGGCUGGAACCUUGAAACACUCUAAGGGUACUGGCGCUGCUGGUUCCUUCCGUCUUGGUGAGAAGAAAGCUGAAAAGAAACCCAAGGCCAAGAAAGUUGCAGUCAAGAAACCCAAAUCUCCAAAGAAGGCUGCCGCUGCUAAGCCCAAGAAAGCUGCAGGUGCCAAGAAAGCUGCCACCAAGUCUCCCAAGAAGGCUGCCAAGAAGCCAGCUGCACCCAAAAAGGCCAAAUCACCCAAGAAGGUAGCAGCUGCCAAACCAAAGAAGCCUAAGACUCCCAAGAAACCAGCUGCAGCUAAACCAAAGGUUGCCAAGAAACCAGCUGCUGCCAAAAAGCCUAAAGCCACAAAGAAAGCUGCAGCUCCCAAAGCAUAAAAACUUGCUCCACUUUGAAGGAGAAAAAAAAAGGUCCUUUUCAGGGCCACCCUCUAAACCAGGUUCUUUUUAGGACCAUAAUCUUUUCAAGAAGAUUAGGCCAUAACUAUAAUAUAACCAAGUUCUCAAGAACUAUAUCUAUUUCAUCUACACAAAAUGUGUAGGUGGAGUCUUGAUUUUACUUUGUCACACAUUCAUACCAAAAUUUGUUUACAAGUGACUUUGCAUUGAUCACUAGGAAAUGAGUUUAUUUCUAAUAAUAAACUUUGUCUCUAACUAGAUGGUAAUUAUCUAGCAUACUAAGAGAAACUAUCCUAAAUAAAUGUGUGUAUGCAGA